Pan troglodytes (chimpanzee) is the source of this 6125-nucleotide messenger RNA. It is a transcript of the gene OR4D9, whose product is annotated as olfactory receptor family 4 subfamily D member 9. Gene Ontology annotation, biological process: G protein-coupled receptor signaling pathway. The record is from RefSeq and is a predicted model, not a curated record. The transcript has 3 exons. Bases 333 to 1277 code for a protein of 314 amino acids. Lineage: Eukaryota; Metazoa; Chordata; Mammalia; Primates; Hominidae. Gene Ontology annotation, molecular function: olfactory receptor activity; G protein-coupled receptor activity. Gene Ontology annotation, cellular component: membrane.
AGAAUUUCCCCAGUACCUACUUCUUCUAAAAUGCAGCUGAGGCAUCAUAAGAGGAUCAAUUUCCCACUUAAAGAUUAAACCAGCAGUUAGUAUUAGUGCCUAUGAACUUCUGAAACUGAAAAGCUGUUCGUGCUGAAUUUUGAGAAAUGCUGCAAAUGUGUAGAAUGUUCCUAUAGAAGUCAAGACUCUUACGAAGCAAAGAAAAGAGCAGCAGCAGUGAGAGAACUUUGUCUCCUUGGAUGACUGAAUCAAAAACCUGGGUAAUCUUUCAUCCAGUGGUGGCAUACUGACUUGCAGACACAAGAUGAAACUGAUAAAGGAUCUGUGAUUCAAUGGAUCAGAGAAAUUACACCAGAGUGAAAGGAUUUAUCUUUCUGGGAAUUACUCAGUCCCGAGAACUGAGCCGGGUCUUAUUUACCUUCCUGUUUUUGGUGUACAUGACAACUCUAAUGGGAAACCUCCUCAUCAUGGUUACAGUUACCUGUGAAUCUCACCUUCAUACGCCCAUGUACUUCCUGCUCCGCAACCUGUCUAUUCUUGACAUCUGCUUUUCCUCCAUCACAGCUCCUAAGGUCCUGAUCGAUCUUCUAUCAGAGACAAAAACCAUCUCCUUCAGUGGCUGUGUCACUCAGAUGUUCUUCUUCCACCUUCUGGGGGGAGCAGACGUUUUUUCUCUCUCUGUGAUGGCGUUUGACCGCUAUAUAGCCAUCUCCAAGCCCCUGCACUAUAUGACCAUCAUGAGUAGGGGGCGAUGCACAGGCCUCAUCGUGGCUUCCUGGGUGGGGGGCUUUGUCCACUCCAUAGCGCAGAUUUCUCUAUUGCUCCCACUCCCUUUCUGUGGACCCAAUGUUCUUGACACUUUCUACUGCGAUGUCCCCCAGGUCCUCAAACUUGCCUGCACUGACACCUUCACUCUGGAGCUCCUGAUGAUUUCAAAUAAUGGGUUAGUCAGUUGGUUUGUAUUCUUCUUUCUCCUCAUAUCUUACACGGUCAUCUUGAUGAUGCUGAGGUCUCACACUGGGGAAGGCAGGAGGAAAGCCAUCUCCACCUGCACCUCCCACAUCACCGUGGUGACCCUGCAUUUCGUGCCCUGCAUCUAUGUCUAUGCCCGGCCCUUCACUGCCCUCCCCACAGACACUGCCAUCUCUGUCACCUUCACUGUCAUCUCCCCUUUGCUCAAUCCUAUAAUCUACACGCUGAGGAAUCAGGAAAUGAAGCUGGCCAUGAGGAAACUGAAGAAACGGCUGGGACAAUCAGAAAGGGUUUUAAUUCAAUAAGGGUAAGAUAGUACCCAUAUUUAAAGAUAGACAUUAAAUUUCACUUUCUCAAAAUGGGAAAAGAGCUUGUUCAUGCCCAAAACAAAGAGAUACCUAUGGCCACCAUCGAGUCCUAAAAGAAGUUAUUCCAUCGUAUAUGCUGGGGACCACGUGGAUGAUACUGCUCUAAGACAAAAUCCACUCAAGUCUUUCCCUACUCACUUUCAAUUAUUCAUUCCACAAAUUUUUAUAGAGCAUACACUAUAUGCCUGAAAGUACUGGGAUUCAGAUUGCUGCAAAAAGAUUAAAUGUAGUCACCUUCCUGGAGGCAUAACCCAAAAUACUUUUUAAAAAAUAUAAACAGGCCAGGCGUGGUGGCUCACACCUGUAAUCCCAGCACUUUGGGAGGCCGAGGCAGGCAGAUGACCUGAGGUCAGGAGUUCAAGACCAGCCUGACCAACAUGGAGAAACUCAGUCUCUACUAAAAAUACAAAAAUAGGCCAUGCAUGGUGGCGCAUGCCUGUAAUCCCAGCUACUCGGAAGGCUGAGGCAGGAGAAUCACUUGAACCCGGGAGGCAGAGGUUGCAGUAAACUGAGAUCACGCCAUCGCACUCCAGCCUGGGCAACAAGAGCGAAACUCCAUCUCAAAAAAAUAAAAAAAAUAAAAAAUAAAUAAACAAAGUGCUAGGGGAAUUGUAGCCACAAUAUUACUUGAGAGUUUCCAAAGACAUUUAACAGCCAGUAGACAUUUUCAAGGGGAAAAAGAUUAGAAAAGAACAAUCCAAGCAAAGAAAACAACAUGUACAUGUCCACAUGAGGUGUCUUAUGCCUGUAAUCCUAGCACUCUGGGAGGCUGAGGUGGAGGGAUCACUUAAGCCCAAGAAUUCAAGACCAGCCUGGGCAACUUAGUGAAACCUCAUCUCUACAAAAAAAUCAUGAUAAUAGGCUGGGCGCGGUGGCUCAUGCCUGUAAUCCCAGCACUUUGGGAGGCCAAGGCGGGUGGAUCACAAGGUCAGGAGAUCGAGACCAUCCCGGCUAACAUGGUGAAAGCCCAGCUCUACUAAAAAUACAAAAACAAAAUUAGCCAGGCUUGGUGGUGGGUGCCUGUAGUCCCAGCUACUGGGGAGGCUGAGGCGGGAGAAUGGCAUGAACCCGGGAAGCAGAGCUUGCAGUGAGCCGAGAUCACACCACUGUACUCCAGCCUGGGCAACAGAGCAAGACUCUGUCCAAAAAUAAUAAUAAUAAUUAAUAAAUAAAAAUUAACCAGACAUGAUGAUGCACGCCUGUAGUCCCAGCUACUCGAGAGACUGAGGCAGGAGAGGUUGAGGCUGCAGUGAGCCAUGUUCACUUCACUGCACUCCAGCCUGAGUGACAGAUCAAGACACUUGUCAAAAAAAAAACAAAAGAAAAGACAAAAAGAAACCAGAAUGCGCAAAGAAAGAAAAUGAGGUGAGAUUGUGUCACAUUUGUGUAACAGUGAACUCAGUGCAGCCAUGGUGUAAUACACUCUUGGGGUGAAUACUGGUACUGGACCUUUAAAAGAAAAGUUGGGAAGAAUAACUCCAUUUAUGACCACCUGAACAAUGCAAGCCCAUGAUUUCUGUUGAGGAGAGGAUCCCCAAUUCACUUCAAGGACACAAUUUCCUCCUAGGAGAAGGAAAUAAUGCUGUUAGUGAGAGUGUUCAUAAAGAAGAAUCACUGUUGCCGGGCACGGUGGCUCACGCCUGUAAUCCCAGCACUUUGGGAGGCUGAGGCGGGUGGAUCAUGAGGUUAGGAGAUCGAGGCCAGCUUGACCAACAUGGUGAAACCCCAUUUCUACUAAAAAUACAAAAAUUAGCCGGGUGUGGUGGUAAGCGCCUCUAAUCCCAGCUACUCGGGAGGCUGAGGCAGGAGAAUUGCUUGAACCUGGGAGGCGGAGGUUGCAGUGAGCCAAGAUUGCGCCACUGCACUCCAGCCUGGGCGACAGAGCGAGACUCCAACUCAAAAAAAAAAAAAAAAAAAAAAAAAGGAGAAGAAUCACUGUUGAGGCUGUGGACAGCUCCUUUGAUUUUGAGAAAAAAAUGAGCAAAGGCAGAUGCCAAGCUCUCGAAUGGGAAGCAACUGACUCCCCCUUAUGUAGCAGGAUUAGCCAGAUCCAAAUUUCCCAUUGUUUCUAUACACAGUGAUCUCACCACUCCUUUACCUGUGCCACUCCAUCUAUUAGAAGCUAAAGAAAGGGUAUAAAAAGCAUGAUAGUUUAAUUAGUGAACCUGAGAAUUUGCCAGUCUCUGUUGUGAAAGAGACAAGGAUAGUGCUAGGAGAAGAUUUAUCUGACAAUCCAGCUGAUAUUCUGCUAAGAUCUAUUGACUUCACCAUACUGUGUUCCCCACUAUCAUAAAGCUCAAGCCAUAGCAGCUGGCACAUAUUUAUCAAUCAGAGUAGGCCAACCAUUGCAACAAAAAUGUCCACGGUCUAAGUAGUUAGCCACCACAAAAGUUUACUUCUUGCUCAUGUCACAGGCCAAUGCUGGUCUGCAGAAAGAGGGCACAGUGCCACACUGUCAUUCAGAAAUGCAGGCUUCUUCUGUCUUGGGCUCCACAUUCUCUAGAUCCUCAGAAUCCUGUCCAUGAUCCAGCAGAUGGAGAAAGGGAGAGAGAAUUAAGAAUAAGUGAUUCUCCUGCCUCAGCCUCUUGAGUAGCUGGGACUACAGACAUGCACCACUAUAUCUGGCUAAUUUUGUAUAUUUUUUUUUCAUAGAGAUGAGGUCUCACUAAGUUGCCCAGGCUGGUUCAAAUUCUUGGACUCAAAUGAUCCCUCCACUUCAGCCUCCCAAAAUGCUAGAAUUACAGGCAUGAGACACCUCACCUGAACAUGCUCAUGCUGUCUUAUGCUCCACCGUCUCUAGCUCCUCAUAAUCCUGUUCAUGCCUCCAGCAGAUAGAGAAAGGGAGAGAAAUUAAGAAUUAUGGGGAAGGGAGGGGUGUGUCUUUAUGGGACAGUCCUGGAAGUGGUGUGAACUACUUAUGACCACUUUCAUUGGCCAGUCCUUGGUCACAUAGCCUCACCUGACUGCAAGGGAGCCUGGAGAAUGAAAUCAAACUCUGCUCCCAGAAAGAAGAAAAUAUGAAGAACGAACUCUAGUGAUCUCUUCCACAUGUAAGAUUCACUGCUAAGAAAUCACAAUUGGGUUACAUUACAAAGAUUAAGACUUUGUCUAUGAAAGGAUUCUCUUAAUACAUAAAAAUGUUUGCUACAGGGCUGGCCGCGGUGGCUCAUGCCUGUAAUCUCAGCACCUUGGGAGGCCAGGGAGGGUGGAUUGCUUGAGCUCAGGAGUUUCAGAACAGCCUGGGCAACAUGGCAAAACCCCAUCUCUACAAAACAUAUAAAAAUUAGCAGAGCAUGGUGGCACACGCCUGUAGUCCUAGCUACUCAGGAGACUGAGCUGGGAGGAUCACUUGAGCCUGGGGAAGUCAAGGGUGCAGCGAACCAUGAAUGCCCCACCGCACUCCCACCUGGGCAAAAGAGUGAGACCCUGUCUCAAAAAAAAAAAAAAAGAAAAAGUUUGCUGGAACGGCAACUAGACCCUUAGAACACACAGAGAGCCAAACCGAAAUGAAGGAGAUGGGGGAAAAUUUUUCUUAACUUAAAGGAAGAGGGAAAUGAUCAAGGUAAACCCUGGGAUUAGGAUGACAGUAGACUAGAAGGGCAGGGUUCCAUGAGAUAGAACAUUAGGGUAGAGUGCCCCAAGAAGGUUGGCCAAGAAGACAAUCCUCAUAGAAAGCAACUCUCACUUAUUCCCAAACUUUUCAUGGGCUUGUUGUAAACAAGUUCGAUUAAUGCAGAAGCUCCUUUAGCAAUGAAUGUUCUCCAAAACUACCAUUUGACGUAGCAAUCCCAUUGCUGGGUAUAUACCCAAAAGAAAAUAAAUUAUUCUACCAAAAAGACACAUGCACCUGUAUGUUCACAGUAGCAAAGACGAGGAAUCAGCCUAGGUGCCCAUCAAUGGUAGACUAGAUGAAGAAAAUGUGAUACAUUAUACACCAUGGGGUACUAUGCAGACAUUUUAAAAAAUGAAUUCAUGUGCUUUACAGCAACAUGGAUGCAGCUGGAGGCCAUGAUCCUAAGCAAAUUAAUGCAGGAACAAAAAAUCAAAUACCACAUGUUCUCACUUAUAGGUGAGAGCUAACCAUUGAUUUACACAUGGACACAAAGAUGGGAACAAUAGACACUGAGGCCUACUUGAGGGGAGGAGGGUGGGAAGAGUGUGAGGUCAAAAAACUACGUAUUAGGUACUAUGCUCACUACCACGAUUGUCUUCUUGGCCAAUCUUCUUUGGGCACUCUACCCUAAUGUUCUGUCUCAUGGAACCCUGCCCUUCUAGUCACUACCUGGGUGACAAAAUCAUUUGUACACCAAACCCCAGCAACACACAAUUUACUCAUGUAACAAGCCUACACAUGCACCCGCUGAACCUAAAAUAAAAGUUAAACAAAAAUGAAAUCAAUGUUAUCUUCUUUGCUGAUUGACAUUUCCUGUGUUCUAUUUCUACCACUCAAAAAUGUUCUGAAUUUCUCACUCAUAGAUGGGAAUUGAACAAUGAGAACACAUGGACACAGGAAGGGGAACAUCACACUCUGGGGACUGUUGUGGGGUGGGGGGAGGGGGGAGGGAUAGCAUUAGGAGAUAUACCUAAUGCUAAAUGACGAGUUAAUGGGUGCAGCACACCAGCAUGGCACAUGUAUACAUAUGUAACUAACCUGCACAUUGUGCACAUGUACCCUAAAACUUAAAGUAUAAUAAUAACAAAAAAAAGAAAAGAUAAAUGAAGUCAAUUGAGGAGAUAAUAGGGUUUUAUUUUUUCUUUUCCUUGCAAUGAUUGUUACAGUGUGCU